Ananas comosus (pineapple) is the source of this 1396-nucleotide messenger RNA. RefSeq names its product GDSL esterase/lipase At5g55050. The transcript is spliced from 5 exons. Gene Ontology annotation, molecular function: hydrolase activity, acting on ester bonds. Bases 111 to 1199 code for a protein of 362 amino acids. The record is from RefSeq and is a predicted model, not a curated record. NCBI's taxonomy places the organism in Eukaryota, Viridiplantae, Streptophyta, Magnoliopsida, Poales, Bromeliaceae.
CCACCGCAGCUACCACAGUGAAUGUGUGUGUGGGAGAUUGAGAAUCUCAUUCCAUUCUCUCUCUCUCUCUCUCUCUCUCUCUCUCUCUCACACACACACUCUCUCUCUUAAUGGCUUCUAAGUUAACUUGUAGUUGUUUGGUGUUACUUGUUUUAGUAUGCAUGGGGUGUGGUAUUUGUUGCUAUGGUGAGGGGAUGGUCCCAGCAGUGUAUGUCUUUGGAGACUCACUAGCAGAUGUAGGCAACAACAACCAUUUGGAUCUCUCCAUAAUAAAAGCCGAUUUCCCGCACAACGGCGUCGACUACCCCGGCCGCAAAGCCACCGGACGGUUCGGCAAUGGCAAGAACUCCGCUGACUUCCUCGCUGAGAAGCUCGGACUACCAACCUCGCCGCCUUAUCUCUCCAUCUCGUCUAACUCAAAUGCUUCUGCCUUUGUCGAUGGCGUUAACUUCGCCUCAGGAGGUGCUGGGGUUCUUGAUUCCACGAACUCAGAUCAGUGUAUUGCACUGAACAAACAGAUAGAUUACUACUCAACUGUAUAUGGAGCUUUGGUGCAGCAGCUUGGGAGUGACCAAGCCCAAAGCCACCUAGCCAAGUCGAUCUUCGUCAUCGUGAUCGGGAGCAAUGACAUGCUCCACUACGUUAAAUCGAGCUCACAGAACAAGCUCAAGAGUCCUCAACAACAAUUUGUCGAUUCCUUAGUUUCUUCACUUGAUGGCCAACUAAAGAGAAUAUACAACCUCGGCGCCCGUAAGUUCGCGUUCAUUGGCACCGGGCCGAUCGGCUGCUGCCCGUCGAUGCGGAAGCAGAACAAAACCGAGGGCUGCAAUCAAGAAGCGAAUGAUAUGUCAGUUCUGUACAAUAAAGGAGUUACUUCUCUUCUUCAGAACAUGGCAACGGAUUUCGGCGACAUGAGCUAUUCCUUCUUCGAUACCUCACUUGCAUUGCUCGAAUACAUCCAGCAACCAGCAACAUAUGGAUUUGCUGAGGUGAAAGCUGCAUGCUGUGGUCUGGGAGAUCUGAACGCGAAGAUCGCCUGCAUUCCAAUCUCGACUUACUGUGCGAAUCGGUCGGACCACAUCUUCUGGGACUUCUACCAUCCAACAGAGACCACCGCCGGCAUGCUUAGUUCGACUGCAUUCGACGAAUCUGCGCCUUACGUUUAUCCUAUGAAUAUAAGGCAGUUGGCUGCUCUCUGAUAUGGAUUUAUGAGAAUUGAAAAACUCCUUUUUCGAUGCACCAGCAUCUCCCGUCAUGUAAAACAAGAUUGAAAUACAAAAGGUCAAUGUAAUGUCAUGUACUAAUAUAGAUAUACCAAUACCAUCCACUACCAUAAAAAUUUAUGGCAAUUGCAGCAACAGUUUAUUGACAUGAGUUCCACAAUCUUUUUUUUUUA